This is a messenger RNA of Camelina sativa (false flax), 1058 nucleotides long. Its product is annotated as LEAF RUST 10 DISEASE-RESISTANCE LOCUS RECEPTOR-LIKE PROTEIN KINASE-like 2.7. Gene Ontology annotation, molecular function: polysaccharide binding. NCBI's taxonomy places the organism in Eukaryota, Viridiplantae, Streptophyta, Magnoliopsida, Brassicales, Brassicaceae. The record is from RefSeq and is a predicted model, not a curated record.
UGGUGUUUAUGCUUCUCUCUAAGCCAAAUUUAGAAUACACACUGUUAAUAUAGAUCUCUAACAAAUAAUGUACUAUCCCCUUACUUCUUGUUUGAUCUUUCUCUUCCUCUUCUCCUUAUUCUACCAUCUUCCUUGUGCUUCAAGUAAACAAGAACUUGAAUGGUGUGAGACUCUGUUUCAGUGCGGAGAUAUCAGCGCAGGUUUCCCCUUCUGGGGAGGAAAUCGUCCCGAAUCUUGCGGUAAUGCAUCGCUGGAGCUUCACUGCGACAUCAAAAACAUUACCUCUUUAAAUAUCUCCAACCUAAGCUACAAUGUCCUCCAAAUAAAUCAAACAUCUAAUACCCUCAAACUAGUCAGAGCAGACCUGUUAGGUUCUUUUUGCUCCGCUACAUUCAAUUCCACAAUAUUGCCUCUCGAAAUCUCUGAGGUUUUGCCGAUCUACAAGAGCCUCACUAUUUUCUAUCUCUGCAACCCUCGUCUUCAGUACCUUUCCAGUUAUACAUGUCCUGGGAGUGGGAGAGGUCUUGUCUCAGCGUAUCAAAGCCCUAAUUAUCAUAGCUCCUGCCAAGGAAGUUUCACAGUUAAAGUUCCUACCAGUUUCUUUCCAGAAGUGGAAAAAUUGAAUCUAGAUUUCUUGGAAAGUGUUCUAAGAAAAGGAUUUGAGGUGAAAGUGAAGAAUGAUGAGAUACUGUGUGAAGAAUGUUCAUCCUCUCCUGCGCUUUAUAGACGCUGCGCGCAACCGUUUAGUUGUGGCGAUCAGGGCGGUCUCUUGUUCCCUUUCUGGAUACAUGGUAGAGAAGACUGUGGCCACCCAGAUUUUAAGCUCCACUGUAGCAGCAGAUUGGCAGAGCUUAACGUCUCCGCAGGGACAUUCAGAAUCUUAGAUGCAAACUAUGACUCUCGUAUCGUAAGACUUGCCAGAUCGGAUUUUAAGGACAUUAUGUGUCCCACAAAACCACUACAUGUGCCUUUCGAUAAAAGCGUCGUCCUUCCAUUCGCUCCUGACACCAUGAUGCUCACAAUUUAUUACCACUUCCGCUAACGUUGGAAGUCUUGUG